GGUCUGGGCUUCCCCCCGCACAGCCUGGCCCGCGUGGUGGUCUGGGAGUGGCUGAACGAGCACGGGCGCUGGCGGCCCUACUCGGCCACCGUGUGCCACCACAUCGAGAACGUGCUGAAGGAGGACCCCCGCGGCAGCGUGGUGCUGGGCCAGGUGGAUGUCCAGCUGGCACCCUAUGUCAUCGACCUCCAGUCCAUGCACCAGUUCCGGCAGGACACGGGGACGAUGCGGCGGGUGAGGAGGAAUUUCUACGACCCUUCCUCCGCCCCGGGGAAAGGCGUCGUGUGGGAGUGGGAAAACGACAACAACACCUGGACCCCUUACGACAUGGACAUCUGCAUCACCAUCCAGAACGCUUACGAGAAGCAGCACCCUUGGCUGGACCUCUCCUCCCUGGGCUUCUGCUACCUCAUCUACUUCAGCACCAUGUCCCAGAUGAACCGGCAGACCCAGCGCCGGCGGCGGCUCCGGCGCCGCAUGGACCUCGCUUAUCCCCUCACCAUGGGCUCCAUCCCCAAAUCCCAGUCGUGGCCGGUGGGCACCAGCACCGGGACCCCUUGUUCCUGCCCCCAGUGCCUACUGGUGAACAGCACCCGUGCUGCUUCCAACGCCAUCCUGGCUUCCCAACGCCGCAAACUUUACCCCGGCGGGGUCAGGCAGAGCAGCACCUUCACCGGGACAUCCCUGUGGCCCGCGGGGACGGGCACGGGUGGCACAGGGAAGGGCGAGGGGCUGAGGGCACCAGGAGGGGUUUUUGCCCCCAAUCAGAGCCUGGCGGGGCUCAACAACCUCAACCGGCCCGGCCCGCAGAGGGGGGGCAGGGCUGCUGUGCCCCCCGGGGUCCCAGCUCUCCCAGUUAAGAACCUGAACGGCACCGGCCCCGUCCACCCCGCCCUGGCAG
Messenger RNA from Chaetura pelagica (chimney swift), 901 nucleotides. RefSeq names its product E3 ubiquitin-protein ligase DTX1-like. The transcript is spliced from 3 exons. Gene Ontology annotation, biological process: protein ubiquitination; Notch signaling pathway. The annotation marks the transcript as partial. Gene Ontology annotation, cellular component: nucleoplasm. Gene Ontology annotation, molecular function: zinc ion binding; ubiquitin protein ligase activity. Lineage: Eukaryota; Metazoa; Chordata; Aves; Apodiformes; Apodidae. The record is from RefSeq and is a predicted model, not a curated record.